AUGGGAUUUAGGGGGAUUUUAAAAAUGAUGUUGACAGAGGUGCCGGGGAAUGAUAGGAAAACCAAAAAAUCCUUUGAUCCAUACAGUGCAACAAGCAAUUUUAAUGAAUCAUCUGCUUAUUCGGUGUUACUAUAUGUAGACAGUGUUAAAGUUGAGCUUAUAAAAGAUGAAAGAAAACGUCUAGUGAUCUUCCAUUGGAGUACAAAGAAGAUGAAGACGAGAGAAAAUUAUGAGAAAGAAGAGCUGGGAGAUUUUGGAACAAGAGAAUUGAAUGAGGAGUUCAAUGAGGAACAGUUGAAUAAGGAGGAUUAUAAAAUAAUGAUUAUGAUGGAGUUUAAGAAGCUACAAAUUUUGGAAGAUAUUAUUGAUGAUGAUGAUGAAGAUGGUGAAGAAGAAAAUGGAAGUGAUGAUGAUGAAAGUAUUAAAGGAAGUGAAAAUGACGAAGAAACGAGGAUGAGGGAGGUGAAGGUGGAGGAGUGGAAAAUGAAGAAGAAAAGAAUAAUGAAGGAGGGAAAAAUAAUGAAGGAGGAGGAGAAGAAAAUUAGGAAGAAGAUAAGGACAAGGGAACUGAAGGCGGUGAUAACAUUACAUGAGAGCAGGAAAAUGAAGCAGAAAAGAAUAAUGAAGGAGGGCCAGAUAAUGAAGAAUGAGGUUUUGAUGGAAAUAUGUGAUUGUGUGGAGGGUAAGAAUCUGGAUGGCAACAAAGUUGAAACAGUGAAGGAAAAAAUGGAGAAUAACCAUAAAAUGUUGAAGGUGCAAGUGUGGAGGGUAAGAAUCUGGAUGGGAAGAAUGUUGAAACAGGAGAAGGAAAAAAAAUGGAGAACAACCUUAAAAUGUCUAGAGGGGAAGAAUCUGGAAGAUAAGAAAGUUGUGGAAGGGAAGAAUCUGGAAGAAUUGAUGACAAAGUACAUUGAGGAUAAGCCAAUUCCAAAACCAAAAAAAGAGGAGAAGAAGAAAAAGAUAGAUAAAGAAAUGAAGGAAAAAAUGGAACGGGAAGCAAAGGAAAAAGACGAUAACCGAUACAAUCUAUUCAGGAAAUAA
Lactuca sativa (garden lettuce) is the source of this 1041-nucleotide messenger RNA. Lineage: Eukaryota; Viridiplantae; Streptophyta; Magnoliopsida; Asterales; Asteraceae. The record is from RefSeq and is a predicted model, not a curated record.